UUCGGGAUGCUGUACCCUGCCUACGCUUCCUACAAGGCUGUGAGGACCAAAAACAUCCGGGAAUACGUCCGCUGGAUGAUGUACUGGAUCGUCUUUGCGCUCUUCAUGGCCACGGAGACCAUCACCGACCUGCUCAUCUCCUGGUUUCCCUUUUACUACGAGAUUAAGAUGGCCUUCGUCAUCUGGCUGCUCUCCCCCUACACCCGGGGGGCCAGCCUGCUCUACCGCAAACUCGUGCACCCCACGCUGUCCCGCAAAGAGAAGGAGAUCGACACGUACAUCAUCCAGGCCAGGGAGCGCGGCUACGAGACGAUGGUGCGCUUUGGCAAGAGGGGCCUCAACAUGGCAGCCACGGCCGCGGUCCAGGCGGCUGCCAAGAGCCAGGGUGCGCUGGCCGGGCGGCUCCGCAGCUUCAGCAUGCAGGACCUGCGCUCCAUCCCCGACGAGGCCCCCGUGCACUACCGGGACCCCCUGUACCUGGAGGAGCAGGAGAGCCGCAGGCAGCUGCUGGGUGAGCUGGCGGGGGGAUCACAGCGGUGGGGGGCUUGA
This is a messenger RNA of Nipponia nippon (crested ibis), 549 nucleotides long. NCBI's taxonomy places the organism in Eukaryota, Metazoa, Chordata, Aves, Pelecaniformes, Threskiornithidae. The record is from RefSeq and is a predicted model, not a curated record.